Molecule: messenger RNA, 7177 nt
Organism: Symphalangus syndactylus (siamang)
Lineage: Eukaryota; Metazoa; Chordata; Mammalia; Primates; Hylobatidae
Gene: RUNX1
Product: RUNX family transcription factor 1
Biological process (GO): regulation of transcription by RNA polymerase II; ossification; hemopoiesis
Cellular component (GO): nucleus
Molecular function (GO): DNA-binding transcription factor activity, RNA polymerase II-specific; ATP binding; RNA polymerase II cis-regulatory region sequence-specific DNA binding
Source: RefSeq, a predicted model, not a curated record
AAAGCACGUUCAUUUCCAGGCACUCUCAUUCAUAGAGCCAGCGGGCGCGGGCGGGACGGGCGCCCCGCGGCCGGACCCAGCCAGGGCACCACGCUGCCCGGCCCAGCGCCGCCAGGCACUUCUUCCCGGGGCUCCUAGGGACGCCAGAAGGAAGUCAACCUCUGCUGCUUCUCCUUGGCCUGCGUUGGACCUUCCUUUUUUUGUUUUUUGUUUUUCUCCUUUCUUUUGAAUUAACUGGCUUCUUGGCUGGAUGUUUUCAACUUCUUUCCUGGCUGCGAACUUUUCCCCGAUUAUUUUCCUUUUACAACAGCGGGAGAAAGUGCGCUGUGGUCCGAGGCGAGCCUUGAAGUUGCGUGUGCGUGGUAGUGUGCGUGGCAGGGUGUGAGUGCGUGUGUAACCCGAGCCGCCCGAUCUGUUUCGAUCUGCGCCGCGGAGCCCUCCCUCAAGGUCCGCUCCACCUGCUGCGGUUACGCGGCGCUCGUGGGUGUUCGUGCCUCGGAGCAGCUAACCGGCGGGUGCUGGGCGACGGUGGAGGAGUAUCGUCUCGCUGCUGCCCGAGUCGGGGCUGAGUCACCCAGCUGAUGUAGACAGUGGCUGCCUUCCGAAGAGUGCGUGUUUGCGUGUGUGUGACUCUGCGGCUGCUCAACUCCCACCAAACCACAGGACCAGCCACAAACUUAACCAACAUCCCCAAACCCGAGUUCACAGAUGUGGGAGAGCUGUAGUACCCUGAGUGUCAUCGACUGGGCCUUCUUCUUAUGAUUGUUAUUUUAAGAUUAGCUGAAGAUCUUUGAAACGCUGAAUUUUCUGCACUGAGCGUUUUGACAGAAUUCAUUGAGAGAACAGAGAACAUGACAAGUACUUCUAGCUCAGCACUGCUGCAACUACUGAAGCUGAUUUUCAAGGCUACUUAAAAAAAUCUGCAGCGUACAUUAAUGGAUUUCUGUUGUGUUUAAAUUCUCCACAGAUUGUAUUGUAAAUAUUUUAUGAAGUAGAGCAUAUGUAUAUAUUUAUAUAUACGUGCACAUACAUUAGUAGCACGACCUUUGGAAGUCGCAGCUCUUGCUUUUCGGGACUGAAGCCAGUUUUGCAUGAUAAAAGUGGCCUUGUUACGGGAGAUAAUUGUGUUCUGUUGGGACUUUAGACAAAACUCACCUGCAAAAAAACUGACAGGCAUUAACUACUGGAACUUCCAAAUAAUGUGUUUGCUGGUCGUUUUACACUUCGCAUAAAUAUUUUAGGAAGUGUAUGAGAAUUUUGCCUUCAGGAACUUUUGUAACAGACAAAGACAGAACUUAACCUCUGCAAGCAAGAUUCGAAGAAGAUAGUCUCCACUUUUUAAUGCACUAAGCAAUCGGUUGCUAGGAGCCCAUCCUGGGUCGGAGGCCGAUCGGCAGAACCAGAACUUUUUCCCCUCCUGGACUGUUAGUGACUUAGUUUCCUUCCUCCCUUAACCACCCCCCCCCCCCCGCCCCGCCGCAGUAAUAAAGGCCCCUGAACGUGUAUGUUGGUCUCCCGGGAGCUGCUAGCUGAAGAUCCGCGCCCCUGUCGCCGUCUGGUAGGAGCUGUUUGCAGGGUCCUAACUCAAUCGGCUUGUUGUGAUGCGUAUCCCCGUAGAUGCCAGCACGAGCCGCCGCUUCACGCCGCCUUCCACCGCGCUGAGCCCAGGCAAGAUGAGCGAGGCGUUGCCGCUGGGCGCCCCGGACGCCGGCGCUGCCCUGGCCGGCAAGCUGAGGAGCGGCGACCGCAGCAUGGUGGAGGUGCUGGCCGACCACCCGGGCGAGCUGGUGCGCACCGACAGCCCCAACUUUCUCUGCUCCGUGCUGCCUACGCACUGGCGCUGCAACAAGACCCUGCCCAUCGCUUUCAAGGUGGUGGCCCUGGGGGAUGUUCCAGAUGGCACUCUGGUCACUGUGAUGGCCGGCAAUGAUGAAAACUACUCAGCUGAGCUGAGAAAUGCUACCGCAGCCAUGAAGAACCAGGUUGCAAGAUUUAAUGACCUCAGGUUUGUCGGUCGAAGUGGAAGAGGGAAAAGCUUCACUCUGACCAUCACUGUCUUCACAAACCCACCGCAAGUCGCCACCUACCACAGAGCCAUCAAAAUCACAGUGGAUGGGCCCCGAGAACCUCGAAGACAUCGGCAGAAACUAGAUGAUCAGACCAAGCCCGGGAGCUUGUCCUUUUCCGAGCGGCUCAGUGAACUGGAGCAGCUGCGGCGCACAGCCAUGAGGGUCAGCCCACACCACCCAGCCCCCACGCCCAACCCUCGUGCCUCCCUGAACCACUCCACUGCCUUUAACCCUCAGCCUCAGAGUCAGAUGCAGGAUACAAGGCAGAUCCAACCAUCACCACCGUGGUCCUACGAUCAGUCCUACCAAUACCUGGGAUCCAUUGCCUCUCCUUCUGUGCACCCAGCAACGCCCAUUUCACCUGGACGUGCCAGCGGCAUGACAACCCUCUCUGCAGAACUUUCCAGUCGACUCUCAACGGCACCCGACCUGACGGCCUUCAGCGACCCACGCCAGUUCCCCGCGCUGCCCUCCAUCUCCGACCCCCGCAUGCACUACCCAGGCGCCUUCACCUACUCCCCCACGCCGGUCACCUCGGGCAUCGGCAUCGGCAUGUCGGCCAUGGGCUCGGCCACGCGCUACCACACCUACCUGCCGCCGCCCUACCCCGGCUCGUCGCAAGCGCAGGGCGGCCCGUUCCAAGCCAGCUCGCCCUCCUACCACCUGUACUACGGCGCCUCGGCCGGCUCCUACCAGUUCUCCAUGGUGGGUGGCGAGCGCUCGCCGCCGCGCAUUCUGCCGCCCUGCACCAACGCCUCCACCGGCUCCGCGCUGCUCAACCCCAGCCUUCCGAACCAGAGCGACGUGGUGGAGGCCGAGGGCAGCCACAGCAACUCCCCCACCAACAUGGCCCCGGCCUCCUGUUCCCGACAAGUCCGCCGGGAUCCCGGGCCCUGGGCCCGGCCACCGUCCUGGGGCCGAGGGCGCCCGACGGCCAGGAUCUCGCUGUAGGUCAGGCCCGCGCAGCCUCCUGCGCCCAGAAGCCCACGCCGCCGCCGUCUGCUGGCGCCGCGGCCCUCGCGGAGGUGUCGGAGACGCACCUCGAGGGUGUCCACCAGCCCCAGCACCCAGGGGACGCGCUGGAAAGCAAACAGGAAGAUUCCCGGAGGGAAACUGUGAAUGCUUCUGAUUUAGCAAUGCUGUGAAUAAAAGGAAAGAUUUUAUACCCUUGACUUUUUAACCAAGUUGUUUAUUCCAAAGAGUGUGGAAUUUUGGUUGGGGUGGGGGGAGAGGAGGGAUGCAACUCGCCCUGUUUGGCAUCUAAUUCUUAUUUUUAAUUUUUCCGCACCUUAUCAGUUGCAAAAUGCGUAUUUGCAUUUGGGUGGUUUUUAUUUUUAUAUACGUUUAUAUAAAUAUAUAUAAAUUGAGCUUGCUUCUUUCUUGCUUUGACCAUGGAAAGAAAUAUGAUUCCCUUUUCUGUAAGUUUUAUUUAACUUUUCUUUUGGACUUUUGGGUAGUUUUUUUUUUUUUUUUUUUUGAGAAACAGCUACAGCUUUGGGUCAUUUUUAACUACUGUAUUCCCACAAGGAAUCCCCAGAUAUUUAUGUAUCUUGAUGUUCAGACAUUUAUGUGUUGAUAAUUUUUAAUUAUUUAAAUGUACUUAUAUUAAGAAAAAUAUCAAGUACUACAUUUUUUUUUGUUCUUGAUAGUAGCCAAAGUUAAAUGUAUCACAUUGAAGAAGGCUAGAAAAAAAGGAUGAGUAAUGUGAUCACUUGGUUAUCCAGAAGUAUUGUUUACAUUAAACUCCCUUUCAUGUUAAUCAAACAAGUGAGUAGCUCACGCAGCAAUGUUUUUAAUAGGAUUUUUAGACACUGAGGGUCACUCCAAGGAUCAGAAGUAUGGAAUUUUCUGCCAGGCUCAACAAGGGUCUCAUAUCUAACUUCCUCCUUAAAACAGAGAAGGUCAAUCUAGUUCCAGAGGGUUGAGGCAGGUGCCAAUAAUUACAUCUUUGGAGAGGAUUUGAUUUCUGCCUAGGGAUUUGCUCACCCCUAGGUCAUCUGAUAAUUUCACAGAUGCUGUGUAACAGAACACAGCCAAAGUAAACUGUGUAGGGGAGCCACAUUUACAUAGGAACCAAAUCAAUGAAUUUAGGGGCUACGAUUAUAGCAAUUUAGGGGCCCACCAGAAGCAGGCCUCAAGAAGUCAAUUUGCCUCUGUGUGCCUCAGUGGAGACAAGUGGGAAAACAUGGUCCCACCUGUGCAAGACCCCCUGUCCUGUGCCGCUCACUCAACAACAUCUUUGUGUUGCUUUCACCAGGCUGAGACGCCACCCUAUGGGGCAUGUGGGUUUUUACCUGUGCACCAGUGUGACAGGAAAGAUUCAUGUCACUACUGUCCGUGGCUACAAUUCAAAGGUAUCCAAUGUCACUGUAAAUUUUAUGGCACUAUUUUUAUUGGAGGAUUUGGUCAGAAUGCAGUUGUUGUACAACUCAUAAAUACUAACUGCUGAUUUUGACACAUGUGUGUUCCAAAUGAUCUGGUGGUUAUUUAACGUACCUCUUAAAAUUCGUUGAAACGAUUUCAGGUCAACUCUGAAGAGUAUUUGAAAGAAGGACUUCAGAACAGUGUUUGAUUUUUAUUUUAUAAAUUUAAGCAUUCAAAUUAGACAAAUCUUUGGCUGCAGGCAGCAAAAACAGCUGGACUUAUUUAAAACAACUUGUUUUUGAGUUUUCUUAUAUAUAUAUUGAUUAUUUGUUUUACACACAUGCAGUAGCACUUUGGUAAGAGUUAAAGAGUAAAGCAGCUUAUGUUGUCAGGUCGUUCUUAUCUAGAGAAGAGCUAUAGCAGAUCUCAGACAAACUCAGAAUAUACACUUUCAUUUUCGACAGGAUUCCCUCCACAACUCAGUUUCAUAUAUUCUUCCAUAUUACAUUUUUGCAGCUAAAUUACCAUAAAAUAUCAGCAAAUGUAAAAAUUUAAUUUCUGAAAAGGACCAUUAGCCCAUUUCCCCCAAAUUGAACGUAAAUGUUCUUUUCAGCACAUGUUGCCAUGUCUGACCUGCAAAAAUGCUGGAGAAAAGUGAAGGAAAAAAUGAUGUUUUUCAGUUUAAUUCUGUUACCUGAAGAUAUAAUAAUUCAAAACCAGCCUCAUGCUCUGAUUAGAUAAUCUUUCACAUUGAACCUUUACUCUCAAAGCCAUGUGUGGAGAGGGCUUGUCACUAUUGUAGGCUCACUGGAUUGGUCAUUUAGAGUUUCACAGACUCUUACCAGCAUAUAUAGUAUUUAAUUGUUUCAAAAAAAAAUCAAACCAUAGUUGUUUUGGAGAUAGGUCUCACGCAACGCGUGUGUGUGUGUGUGUGUGUGUGUGUGUGUGUGUGAAAAAUUACAUUCAUUGACUUCAGGUAGAUUAAGGUAUCUUUUUAUUCAUUGCCCUCAGGAAAGUUAAGGUAUCAAUGAGACCCUUAAGCCAAUCUUGGAAUAACCGCAUGUGUCUGGUCCGGGAGAAGUAUUGAAUAAGUCAUUUCUACUGCUUACUCAUGUCCCUAUUUAUGAUUUCAACAUGGACACAUAUUUCAGUUCUUUCUGUUUUUCUCACUAUCUGAAAAUACAUUUCCCUCCCUCUCUUCCCCCUGAUAUCUCCCUCUUUUUCUCUCUUCCUCUAUCUUCCAAACCCCACUUUCUCCCUCCUCAUUUUCCUAUGUUCUCUUAAGGAGAUAGCACAUACCCCCACCCAGUAUCAAAUUUCAGAACACAAGAAGGUCCAGUUCUUCCCCCUUCACAUAAAGGAACAUGGUGAGUCAGCCUUUCUCCUGUUCAUGGGGUUCUUCCAGCAGAACAGAGCUAUUGCCAACCAUAUCGGAUCUGCUUGCUGUCCAAACGCAGCAACAAAAACUUUCCUGGGCAAAUCACAAUCAGUGAGUAAAUAGACAGGCUUUCUGCUGCCUCGAGUUUCUGUGCAGAUAAACAGAAAUGCUCUGAUUAGAAAGGAAAUGAAUGGUUCCACUCAAAUGUCCUGCAAUUUAGGAUUGCAGAUUUCUGCCUUGAAAUACCUGUUUCCUUGGGACAUUCCGUCCUGGUGAUUUUUAUUUUUGUUGGUUUUUAUUUUUGGGGGGAAUGACAUGUUUGGGUCUUUUAUACAUGAAAAUUUGUUUGACAAUAAUCUCACAAAACGUAUUUUACAUCUGAACAAAAUGGCUUUUUGUUUACCCUAGCGUAUACAUUUGUUCUGGGAUUUUUGUGUGUUUGUUGGGAAUUUUGUUUUUAGCCAGGUCAGUAUUGAUGAGGCUGAUCGUUUGGCUCUUUUUUUCCUUCCAGAAGAGUUGCAUCAACAAAGUUAAUUGUAUUUAUGUAUGUAAAUAGAUUUUAAGCUUCAUUAUAAAAUAUUGUUAAUGCCUAUAACUUUUUUUCAAUUUUUUUGUGUGUGUUUCUAAGGACUUUUUCUUAGGUUUGCUAAAUACUGUAGGGAAAAACAAUGCUUCUUUCUACUUUGUUUAUUUUAGACUUUAAAAUGAACUACUUCUUAUUCACUUUUGUAAACAGCUAAUAGCAUGGUUCCAAUUUGUUUAAGUUCACUUUUUUUGUUCUAGGGGAAAUGAAUGUGCAAAAAAAGAAAAAGAACUGUUGGUUAUUUGUGUUAUUCUGGAUGUAUAAAAAUCAAUGGAAAAAAAAUAAACUUUCAAGUUGAAAUGACGGUAUAACAUAUCUACUGAAAAAGCAACGGGAAAUGUGGUCCUAUUUAAACCAGCCCCCACCUAGGGCAAUUCGUGUGGCAAUUAUUGGGUUUGGUCACAAAACAUCCUGAAAAUUCGUGCGUGGGUUUCUUUCUUCCUGGUACAAACAUAUCGAACGCUUCCUAAAGGGGAACUGUCAAGCUGGUGUCUUCAGCCAGACGACAUGAGAGAAUAUCCCAGAACCCUCUCUCCAAGGUGUUUCUAGAUAGCACAGGAGAGCAGGCACUGCACUGUCCACAGUCCACGGUACACAGUCUGGUGGGCCGCCUCCCCUCUCCUGGGAGCAUUCAUCGUGCCCAGCCUGUGCAGGGCAGCUGGACUGCUGCUGUUCAGGAGCCACCAGAGCCUUCCUCUCUUUGUACCACAGUUUCUUCUGUAAAUCCAGUGUUAUAAUCAGUGUGAAUGGCAAAUAAACAGUUUGACAAGUACAUACACCAUA